CGUGUGUUAGGUGUACUACUAAUUCCUAAGAGUACCAUUCGAGUGCGUACUAAUUUCUUUUAUGUGUCACGUGGGUGAUCGGUGACUCGACUCCGGAUGCGUCCUCAGAGGUCCGUCACCGCCCGGUUCCCCUUCCUCCGUCUCCGUGGCCUCUCCGCCGCCGCCGCCUUCCCCCCAACCCCCGUCGACCCCUCCCUCCUCCGCCGCCUCGCCACCGUCCUCUACCAGCAGCAGCACUCCCCCGACCCCGCCCUCCACGCCAGCCUGCGCAAGCUCCCCCUCCCUUCAUCGCCUCCCCACCUCCACGAGCUCUUCCUCCAGGUCUCUAACCGCUUCCCCUCCUCCUGGCGCCCCGUCCACCGGUUCCACCUUUUCCUCCUCCACUCCCUCCCUUGCUCCUUCGCCCACACCCCCGUCUCUGCCGCUAAGAUGCUCUCCGUCUUCGGCCGCGCCCGGAACGUGGACCUCCUCUGGCGCUGCUUCCUCGACGCCUCCGCUGCCGGCCUCCUCACGCCCGGCGCCCUCUGCGUCGUCGCCGCCGCACUCGCCGACGCCCGCGAGAUCAAGAAGUGCGUCGAGAUCUUCCACCACGUGAACGCGCACGACGAGUCCCUGUGCAGCGUCGACACCCUUAACAGGGUCGUCGAGACGCUCUGCGGGAAGAAGAGGCUGGCGGACGUCGCGAAGGACGUGGUCUGGAAGCUGAAGCCCCUCGUCGCCCCCAACGAGGCCACCUAUCGGUGCCUCAUCGUCGGGUUCUGCAGGGCGGGGGAUCUGGUGGAGGCGUCCAAGGUCUGGAACCGGAUGCUGGACGAGGGGAUCGAGCCCGGCGCCGAGUCCUACGAGGAGGUCGUGGUGACCAUGUUCAAGAACAACCGGUUCGAGGACGCGAUGCGGCUGUUCAAGGCGAUGCGUGAGAGGAGAUACCGCGACCUGGGGCUGCCCUCUUACAGAGCCGUGGUCAGCUGGAUGUGCAAGGAAGGGAGGGUCACGUACGCACUCAUGCUGUUCGGCGAAAUGCUGAAGAGAGGGGUGGGGGUGGACAGCCCCACGUUGGGGGCGUUGGUGUACGGGCUGCUGGUCAGGAGGAAGGUGAGGGAGGGGUACAAGGUCUUGGAGGGCGUUGCAGAGCCGGAUAUAAGCAUGUACCAUGGGUUGAUCAAGGGCUUGCUUCGGCUGAGGAGAGCAGGGGAGGCCACGCAGGUGUUCAGGGCCAUGAUGGAGAGGGGAUGCGAGCCCAUCAUGCACACCUACAUAAUGCUGCUGCAGGGGCACCUGGGGAAGAGGGGGAGGAAGGGGAGGGACCCGGUGGUGAACUUUGAGAGCAUCUUCGUCGGCGGGCUGGUGAAGGCUGGGAAGACGCUGCAGGCCACCAAGUAUGUGGAGAGGAUGAUGUGGGGUGGGGUGGAGGUGCCGAGGUUUGACUACAACAAGUUCCUGCAUUACUUCUCCGACGAGGAGGGAGUGGUCAUGUUUGAGGAGGUAGGGAAGCGGCUGAAGGAGGUGGGGUUGAUCGAUCUUGGUGAUGUUUUCUUGAGCUACGGAGAAAGGAUGGCUACGAGGGAGAGACGGAGAAGAGCAAUGAGUGGGUUGGUUGAUCAUAGAUGAGGAACUCAGUUCACACAUUGCAGGCAAAUGAAAGAUGCAGACACGAGCAAUUUGGUAUUCCUAAGCCUUUCGGUUAACGUCGCCAGAGGGAAGAUAUGGCCUCCGAGAUCUCAAUUUGGUUCACUCCUCUUAUAGAGUGAAGGAAUGUGAUGUGGUUGAGUUGGAUGUGCCUGCCUCGUGGCGCCAUCAAUCCUGUGUGUGCCACACCAUCGACCCAUACCAUCUCAUUCUAGCGCACGUGAAAAAGCAAAUUGUGCUUCCGAAUUCAGGGACAC
Messenger RNA from Musa acuminata subsp. malaccensis (wild Malaysian banana), 1883 nucleotides. Its product is annotated as putative pentatricopeptide repeat-containing protein At1g26500. Gene Ontology annotation, molecular function: protein binding. Lineage: Eukaryota; Viridiplantae; Streptophyta; Magnoliopsida; Zingiberales; Musaceae. The record is from RefSeq and is a predicted model, not a curated record.